Messenger RNA from Papilio machaon (common yellow swallowtail), 1727 nucleotides. Its product is annotated as lipase 3. Lineage: Eukaryota; Metazoa; Arthropoda; Insecta; Lepidoptera; Papilionidae. The transcript has 2 exons. The record is from RefSeq and is a predicted model, not a curated record. Gene Ontology annotation, biological process: lipid metabolic process. The coding region runs from base 235 to 1668 and encodes 477 amino acids.
UCUGGAACCAUAAUGACAAAUAAAGACUUACAAGGUAUCAAACGUUUUUUACCUAUGAAAAGGAACCCUAAAGAUUUACUGCACACAAAACACACCUUGAUAAUUGCAGAGUAGAGAGAACGAAGCAGUUUUUAUUAUAAACAGGAAAAAAAACGGAAACAUGGUAAAACCAAGGCCGAUAGCAUUGGAAGAGAUCAGUUUGACGGAAGCCAAUGUGCUGGCAGCCGGUGUAAAAUGUUUUUCCGCGUCGCGUCCCUGUUGCUCAUCGUCGCCCUGCUCGGAUGCUCGGCGCAGAACCUCGACCUGCUCGCCGGCAUCACAUCCUCCACAGGACAGCUGCUUGGAGGCAUCACAAAACUACCGUUAGUGAGGCAAAUCACUCAAGUGUCCGGAGAUCUCCUGGCCGAUACUGUCAAUUUGGUAACCACUGUGCCGUUAUCGCUGGUCCGAUCACUUGGCGUCAGCUACGGAUUUCCCACGCUGGUAAGUGAUACCAACUCGGUUGAACUGACGAAUCGCAUCAUCAAUGAAUUCACCGAAGGUCUUUCCAACGAGGAUAUUAAUUUGACCAUAACCGACCUAGUGUCGAAAUAUGGAUACCCUAUAGAGAAACAUAUGGUCGAGACCCAGGACGGAUACUUCUUGACAAUGCACAGAAUACCCAAGGACAACGCCUCCGCGGUGUUCCUUAUGCACGGGCUACUCGGCAGCUCCGACGACUGGGUGGUGUCUGGUCCGGUGAGCGCGCUCGCCUACCUUCUCGCUGAUGAGGGCUACGACGUGUGGAUGGGCAACGCGCGCGGUAACAAGCACUCACGCUUCCACAAUACCUUCGACACGUCCGAGGCUGACUUCUGGGACUUUUCCUGGCACGAGAUCGGCAUCUACGACCUCCCGGCCAUGAUCAACUACGUGCUCCUCGCCACGAAGUCGUCCAGACUGAAGUACAUCGGCCACUCGCAGGGGACCACUGCUUUUUUUGUGAUGGCAUCUGAAAGGCCGGAUUACAACAAUAAGAUAUCAUUGAUGAUCGCCCUGUCCCCGGUGGCUUUCAUGAACCACGUGAAGUCGCCGAUAGUGCGACUGACAGCCCCGGGAGCACCUUUCCUGCACAAUAUAAUGAAGGGACUCGGCCUGUACGAGGUGUUGCCGGACAAUGCGGCCACCAAGCUGCUGCGGCAACUACUGUGCCGCGCCGAACGGUUGGCAGAGAUACUUUGCACCAACUUUGUCUUCCUCACUCUCGGGUUCGACUUCGAGCAACUGAAUGUGACCAAUCUACCGGUGUUGUAUGGGCACAUGCCCUCGGGAGCGUCGGGCAAGCAGUUCGCUCAUUACGCACAGGGCAUAGUUUCGGGUGACUUUCGACAGUUCGACUACGGCGAUAUGGUGAACGCGGUGGUGUACGGCGAGAAGCGGCCGCCGAGCUAUGCGCUGGAAAAUGUGCGCGCCCCCGUAGCCAUGUUCUAUAGCGAGGCGGACUGGCUGGCUGACCCUCGGGACGUCAACCAACUGUACAACAAGUUGACAAAUGUCAUCGACCUGUAUAAAGUGCCGCACGAACAGUUUUCGCAUUUGGAUUUUAUUGUAGCAAAAGACUUUAAAACGUUGAUUUAUUCCAGAAUACGUAAACUGUUGUGGACGUUUCAGAAAUAUGACUUUGAGUAAGUAAAGCGCGGGCUACUAUCUAUUAUUAUUGUAGGGGCUCAUAUUUAUUGUAGCAUUAU